CGUGCCGUGAUUUUUCGAGAAGAAACCAGUAUUUGGUACCACACCAAAGAGCCACAUUCAUAUUUCGCUAACGAGCGUCACAUAUCGCCUUUCAUAUCGUUCCUAUUCGUCUGUGAAUUUUGAUUUGUAAUUACGGUGGUAGAUCGUUCUUAAAACCAAGGUCAAUCAAUGGCCAGCGGAGAUGCCCCGGUUACAAACGAAACGCCAACUACAUCGGCGCCUAAAAUUAAGUAUGAUUGGUAUCAGACCGAAACUCACGUCAUUGUGACGAUUCUUGCGAAAAAUUCACAGGAUGUAAAAGUUGAAUAUGGAGAGAGGACGCUCAGUGUAUCAGCAAAACUUCCAUCUGGAAACGAAUACAGCUUAGAACUUGAUUUGGCACAUCAUGUUGUCACUGAGCAAUGCUUCUACAAAGUUGUUCCCUCAAAAAUAGAAAUCAAGUUGAAGAAACGUGAUGGUCUGCGAUGGAUAGUCCUUGAAGGUAAUCCAGAACUCGAGGACCCAGUUCAACCGAUACCACAGGAAUUUCUACAGGCUGAUCAUCCUCCAAAAUACCCAAGCUCAAGUAAAAAGUCCAAGGACUGGAACAAAGUGGAGAAAGAAAUUGCUAAACAAGAGGAGGAGGAAAAGCCUGAAGGGGAAGCUGCUCUGAACUCCCUUUUCCAAAAAAUUUACGGAGAUGGGUCUGAUGAAGUUAGACGUGCCAUGAACAAGUCCUUUCAAGAGUCUGGUGGUACGGUUCUAAGUACAAAUUGGGACGAGGUUGCUAAAAAACAAGUGGAGAGAAAGCCCCCCGAUGGUAUGGAAUGGAAAAAGUGGGAAUAAGAAAUGAUUAAAAAAUGUACUUGAAACGCAAAUUCAAUGGA
Molecule: messenger RNA, 866 nt
Organism: Diprion similis
Lineage: Eukaryota; Metazoa; Arthropoda; Insecta; Hymenoptera; Diprionidae
Gene: Sgt1
Product: protein SGT1 homolog
Exons: 5
Coding region: 169-825 (218 amino acids)
Biological process (GO): protein stabilization
Molecular function (GO): protein-folding chaperone binding
Source: RefSeq, a predicted model, not a curated record